AUUUUCGUAUUUGCCAGUGUUUUCCUUCUUCUUCUUCUUCUUCUUCUUCUUUCGCACAUUGGCACAAGAAUCACCACUACCACCACUAGUAGCAAAGAUGACGGAGGCUAUGAUAAGGAAGAAGCCGGGCAUGGCGAGCGUGAAGGACAUGCCGGUCCUUCAGGACGGUCCGCCCCCCGGUGGGUUCGCCCCUAUCCGGUUCGCUCGCCGCAUCCCAAACAAGGGCCCCAGCGCCAUAGCCAUUUUCCUCGCUGCAUUCGGCACCUUCUCCUGGGGCAUGUACCAGGUCGGCAAGGGCAACAAGAUCCGAAGGGCACUGAAGGAAGAAAAAUAUUCUGCCCGUCGAGCCAUUCUACCCGUGCUUCAGGCUGAAGAGGACGAGAGAUUUGUAAAAGAGUGGCAUAAAUAUCUGGAGUAUGAAGCAGAAGUGAUGAAGGAUGUACCCGGCUGGAAAGUUGGUGAAAGUGUCUAUAACUCUGGGAGAUGGAUGCCGCCGGCAAGUGGUGAGUUGCGUCCAGAUGUUUGGUAAUGUUAAUUUCAGCUGCCUACUAUUAAGAAUUGGUUGCUUCACCAUAUAUUGUUUAAAAUAUGGUACUUUUGUCAAGUUUCUUUGAAAUAAAGUUGUAUCAGGAACCAUACACUUGUAAUUGUGUUGCACUAUUUGAAGACAGGAUUUUCUUUUUAAAUUUACUUUCUACUUGAAA
Arachis stenosperma is the source of this 704-nucleotide messenger RNA. RefSeq names its product NADH dehydrogenase [ubiquinone] 1 alpha subcomplex subunit 13-B. The transcript has 3 exons. Lineage: Eukaryota; Viridiplantae; Streptophyta; Magnoliopsida; Fabales; Fabaceae. The coding region runs from base 98 to 529 and encodes 143 amino acids. The record is from RefSeq and is a predicted model, not a curated record.